This is a messenger RNA of Adineta ricciae, 1005 nucleotides long. NCBI's taxonomy places the organism in Eukaryota, Metazoa, Rotifera, Eurotatoria, Adinetida, Adinetidae. The record is from the annotation of a GenBank genome assembly.
AUGCUGAAACACCGGAAUCAUACAGCAAAAUUUCCUUCAGAACAGCAGUAUAAAGCUCGAACGCAUUUCAUUUCUAUCUUCCUUACUCUCAAAAUGGUAUCAAAUACCACCGGUCGUUUCCGUAUUGAAGACUACUAUGUUGCUUGCGCAUUAUCCACAUUAUUUGCACUUAUAUCUAUUUUAAUAAGUCUAUCUAUAUUUAUUAUCGUGUGGAAAACAAAACCGCGUUUACAUACAAUAAAUCAUUUGUUAAUUUGUAACACAGCAUUUGCAUCAAUUGUGUAUUGUUUGGUUAUUAUAAAUAACUAUAUUUACUUACUAUUUGUUCCAUGGAAUUUAGAUGAUAUGAGUUGUCGAUUCCGAGCUUAUUUCGCUUAUAUCGGAAUAUCCGGCGUGAUUUAUUCAUAUUUAAUUCAAUCCAUAUCACGGUUGUUUGUCUCAAUAUUUUCAACAAAAUACCGAUUUUUAUCAACAUUCAGAAUGCAUUUCAUCCUGAUAGGUACUCAGUGGUUUGCUGUUAUUUUGGUUCCAUUAUCUGUUCUCAUCACAAAGGAUAUCCAAAUGACUCCAUUAACAUUAUGUUGGAUACCAGUGAAUAAGAUGAUACAUUUGAUUGUCAAUUUAUUGUUUGUCUAUGUGAUUCCGGUUGUAGUUAUUCUUGUAAUUUAUGUUUGCAUAUAUCAACAUGUUCGUGGAUCGUCAAGACGUGCAACGACGAUUACCAAUGCGACUCAUAGUCAAAAACGUGAUCUUCAACUUCUGCGAAAUAUUCUGAUUCUAUUAUUAAUUUAUCUCGGAGGAUCAUUAACCACGCUUUUGUACUUCGCCACUUCAAUCAAGGUCAUUUAUUUGAUUAGUUUAGUCAAUAUAACAUUCACUAUAACCGCGGAAAAGAUAUUUACACUAGUUCUAGAUCGCGAAGUUCGUCAAGUGAUUAUCAAUAUCGUACGUGGAACGACACCUGUUGUACCGUUUCAAAAUACAAUGACAACAUUCAACAAAUAG